Pseudonaja textilis is the source of this 1719-nucleotide messenger RNA. NCBI's taxonomy places the organism in Eukaryota, Metazoa, Chordata, Lepidosauria, Squamata, Elapidae. The record is from RefSeq and is a predicted model, not a curated record.
GAUAAGGCUGUUGCCAUGGUGAUGAAGGAGAUACCGAGGGAGGAGUCUCCGGAGGAAAAACCCCUCCUUACUAUGAAAUCACAGCUUGUGAAUGAGCAACAAGAAAGCCGACCCUUGCUGAGUCCUUCAAUAGAUGACUUUCUUUGCGAAACCAAAUCAGAAGCCAUUGCACAUCCGGUGACAUCAAAUACAGCAGUUCUGUCAACAGGUCUGGAUCUCCUUGACCUCAGUGAACCUGUUUCCCAAAUCCAAAGCAAAGUGAAAAAGCGGGAGAAUUCCUCAAGAGGGGAGAGCUUGAAAGGAUCGACCCAUAGAAGGAAGGCUGAAAAACCAGACCUUAUCUAUGUGGACACCGAACAGAAAAUCCAACCACUCAAGGGUCCGGAGAAAUCACUGGAUUUAGCCAAUAUCCAGGCUCAGCUAGAAAAAUGGGAUGAAGUCAAGCAUCGUGGAGAAAGAGUUUGCAAAGGUCCUUCAGGUUCUGAGAGAAAAUCGUCAUCUUCUAAAGCUCCACCAAAAGAAUUUAUGUGUUUGCCUUAUUUUCUGACUCUGAUGUUCUUCCAGGGCCGGUCAACCAAAGAACAAUGUUGGGGAAAACCACUCCUAUCCCGAAAUCAUUCCAUGGAAGAGGAAUUUGAACGCGCUAAAGCUGCCGUUGAGUCAGACACAGAGUUUUGGGACAAGAUGCAAGCAGAGUGGGAAGAAAUGGCUCGCAGAAAGUGGAUUUCAGACAGCCAAGAAACACAAGGACGAGUGGCCGUCUCCAUUAAUGAGAAGGGUUAUUACUUUCACACUGAAAAUCCCUUCAAAGAUUGGCCUGGUGCUUUUGAAGAGGGACUAAAAAAACUGAGAGAAGGGGACUUGCCCCUCACCAUCCUGUACUUGGAGGCAGCUAUUCUCCAAGACCCACAUGAUGCUGAGGCCUGGCAGUUUCUUGGAAUAACCCAAGCAGAAAAUGAAAAUGAACAGGGAGCCAUAGUUGCCCUCCAACGGUGCUUAGAGCUUCAGCCAAACAACUUGAAAGCCCUCAUGGCCUUAGCCGUGAGCUUCACAAACACUGGCCACCAGCAGGAGGCUUGUGAAGUCUUAAGAAGCUGGAUCAAACAGAAUCCCAAGUACAGAUUCCUCUUCCGAAGCAAGAAAGGUUCUCCAGCGUUGGCCAGGAGGAUGUCAAAGACAGCUGAUGAAAGUUCCCUGCUGGAAGAAGUGAAGGAGUUAUUUCUUGAAGGAGCUCAUCAUAAUGGUGAAUUGGUUGACCCAGACUUGCAGACGGGGCUUGGAGUGCUCUUCCAUCUGAAUGGGGAAUUUAACAGAGCAAUAGAUGCAUUCAAUGCUGCCCUCACUGUGCGCCCAGAGGAUUAUUCAUUGUGGAACCGUCUAGGAGCAACCUUAGCAAAUGGUGAUCGAAGCGAAGAAGCAGUAGAAGCCUACACUCGAGCAUUAGAGAUUCAACCUGGCUUUAUCAGAUCUAGAUACAAUUUAGGAAUCAGCUGCAUCAACCUAGGCGCAUAUAGAGAGGCGGUGAGCAACUUCCUCACAGCUCUCAAUCUGCAACGCAAGAGUCGGAAUCAGCAACAGGUGUCUCAACCAGUAAUAUCAGGUAAUAUUUGGGCUGCUCUCCGGAUUGCAUUGUCUAUGAUGGACCAGCCAGAACUCUUUCAGGCUGCUAAUGUGGGUGACCUGGAUGUGCUAUUAAAAGCGUUCAACAUCGAGUCUUAA